AUGUCGGCUACUUGUGGGCCACCUGCCGAGUGCGGUGAGUACACGUCAUCGACCGAGGUGACCAACUGGGCAGAGUCGUACUCGUCGCCGUUGGCGUAUCUGUUUGCGCCGAGGAGUGAGGACGAGGUGGUCGCCAUCGUCACUUGGGCCGCGUCCAUGGCCGAGAGCAAGCCGGGCGAUGGUGAGCGGAGGAAGCCGCUGGUCAAAGCCUUUGGCGCCAUUCACUCGCCCGGACCGCUGCCGCUGCCGCUGCCCAAGGACGGGGAGGAGGCCCGGGUGCGGAUCGGAGUCAACAUGGACGGCAUCGAUCGGGUUCUGGCCUACGAUGGGGAGAAGCGGGUGCUGACGGUCGGCGGAGGGAUGCGACUGGAGGCGCUGAAUCGAGUGGCGGCGGUGCUGGGACUCGCGCUUCCGGUCCUAGGCUCGAUCUCGGAGCAGUCAAUUGCUGGAGCGAUUGCGACUGCGACGCACGGGACGGGCGCCGAGUGGGGCUCGAUCUCGGCCCAGGUCCGCGGCCUGCGGCUGGUGGACGGGACCGGGCGUGUGGUGAGUGCAAGCGCUACUGAGGCGCCUGACGUGCUUGCAGCCGGGCGGUGCCACAUCGGUGCGCUGGGUAUUGUGACUGCGGUCUCGCUCGAGCUGGUUCCUGCCUUCAAACUCUCGACACAGAGCUCGCUGGUGCCUGCGGCGGAUGCGUUUGCGGCGCUCGAUGCGCACCGGACCGCGUCGGACCACACCAAGCUUCUGUGGUACCCACACAGCGACUUGGUCAAGAUUGAGUACACCGAUCGGGUGUCGGUGGCUGCGGCGAGCGCGCCUGCGGCGUCCAGCUGGUUCCGCAACGUAGCGAUCGGCCACCGUGCGGUCGAGUUUGGGCUCUGGCUCUCGUCGUUUGCGCGGCCGGUGGAGGCGUGGGUGGAGACGAUGUUUGUGGAGGGUGUGGUGAAGCCGCAGCUUGCGCCGGCAUCGGCGCCUAUUGUGGACGACUCUGUGGCGCUGUUCAACAUGGACUGCCUGUUCUCGCAAUACGUAACCGAGUGGGCGGUGCCGCACGCGGCGGCGCGCGGAGUGCUUGAGCAGCUGCGGGAGCUUGUGCGUGGGGCGUCGUUUGCGGUCCACUUUCCGAUUGAGAUUAGGUUUGUGGCUCGCGACGACGAGUCGUGGCUCUCGCCGGCGUACGGCGAGGGCGUGACGUACAUCGGGAUCAUUGUGUACCGGCCAUACGGGCGCGACAUUGCGCGGUCCCAGUACUGGGCAGCGUACGAGAGAAUCAUGCUCGCGGCUGGCGGGCGGCCACACUGGGCCAAGGCGCAUCCGCUAACAGCGGCGACGCUGCGGGCGCAGUAUCCCCAGCUGAACGCGUUUGAGGCGGUCCGGGCCGAGCUCGAUCCACACGGCCUGUUUACGAAUGCUGCGCUUGCGCAGGUCUUGCCGUCGCGGCUGUAA
Messenger RNA from Thecamonas trahens ATCC 50062, 1446 nucleotides. RefSeq names its product L-gulono-gamma-lactone oxidase. NCBI's taxonomy places the organism in Eukaryota, Apusomonadida, Apusomonadidae. The transcript has a single exon. Gene Ontology annotation, molecular function: D-arabinono-1,4-lactone oxidase activity; FAD binding. Gene Ontology annotation, cellular component: membrane. The record is from RefSeq and is a predicted model, not a curated record. Bases 1 to 1446 code for a protein of 481 amino acids.